AUGCCGCUCCGCGAGAUACUUCAUAAGAAGGACGCCUUGAACAACUCGGCGGGCCAAUAUGACGCCGAUGCGAUUCCUACGACUUCUGUGAGCACCAUUCCUGAAAUUACCUUUAUCCGGACCGAUACCAAUACCCACGAAGUCAUCCGUCCGCCCGUUUUCGACGGAGAUGACGAUCAGCCCGACAAUCGAUAUCUAGACCCAGUCCCUCCCUCCCCUUCGCAUCGCAAGUCGUUAAACCCAUUUCGUCGAUCGCGUGCACCCUCAGAGUCGUCGGGGACCAGUUCGCCAACGCGCCCGCGGGGAGAAAGACGGUUAACGCACUUGCUGCAUUUGGAUCGCUCGGGUUCGCGGAACUCCAGCUCGCCGUCAGUCAAUGUGCCGCCGGAUCUCCCGCAGAUCAACUGUGAUAGGGGUGAUGAGCAGGACAGGGAGGCACAAUGGGAAAAGAGGGCAACGGUGCUGGUGCAGCGCACCCCGCAACUUGGGGCAUCGUGUUUGUCGCCUACUUCGCCGACAGGCUUCGGAUUGGAUGGAGCCCCAGCCAGGUCGCGCAGUUCUAGUCGGAGUGGGGUAAACGGUCCAGGAGAGGAUAUCAAUAUCCAAGAGGCGAUUCGACUUCACGAAGCUGGAGAUCUAGAACGGUCAACCAAGAUGUUUGAGCAGUUGGCGGAUCCCAACGGUGCCAACAAUGCGCUCAGCCAGGUGCUCUAUGGACUGGCACUUCGACAUGGUUGGGGAUGCUCGCCAGACCCUGAUCGAGCCGUCAUGUACCUUUCGGCCGCCGCAUCCAAUUCGGCAUCGAUAGAGUCCCAAGCGCUCCAGGCUGGUCUCAAGAAGGGCGGGUCGGCCAAGGGAGAAUUAGUCCUAGCCAUAUACGAACUGGCGAACUGCUUCCGGAAUGGCUGGGGCGUCAAGAAAGACGCCAUCGCGGCGCGCCAAUACUACGAAACAGCGGCCAACCUAGGCGACACGGACGCGAUGAACGAGGUUGCUUGGUGCUACCUAGAAGGGUUUGGAGGGAAGAAGGACAAGUUCACGGCCGCCAAAUACUACCGAUUGGCCGAGGAGAAAGGGAGCAAAUUAGUGGGAAAUUCCUGGUACGUUUAACUCCCUUGUUUGAUGCCCAUUCCUGGACUCUUCAUUGCAAUGUGACGGGGGUGCCUCUGUUCUCACCUGCAGGCGUUACGCUUGGAGGCCAUGGAUGCGGAUCCAUUGAUAGGCGCUCGGAGUUUCCGCACCCUGCGCCAUGCACACCAGCGUCACGCUCUCCGCCAACCACAGCCUCAAGCCCCCAACCCACGGGAUUGAGAAUUAGGCUGACAUGAUCGUGCUUGCCGACAGGAUCUGGAAGGACAAGUACAACCCGAAGUGAACCGCCCGGCUGUGUACGGAGUGCCUGGUAUAGCUCUACGAUCUCACCCGUGCCGUCCAUCAUCAGAUGACGAUGGCGUUUUCGACCAAGCUGAAGCAAGGCUAGGAGGAUUCUUUCAAUUCUUAGCCGAUACCUCUUCCACUCAUAUCCCGGAUUGGGGGACACGGACCUCUGAUGAUUAUCCCUGUGCCAUUUACCACCCUCACCUACACCCUCGCUACCACCA
Molecule: messenger RNA, 1601 nt
Organism: Aspergillus ibericus CBS 121593
Lineage: Eukaryota; Fungi; Ascomycota; Eurotiomycetes; Eurotiales; Aspergillaceae
Product: tetratricopeptide repeat protein
Exons: 5
Coding region: 1-1110 (369 amino acids)
Molecular function (GO): protein binding
Source: RefSeq, a predicted model, not a curated record